Propithecus coquereli (Coquerel's sifaka) is the source of this 910-nucleotide messenger RNA. RefSeq names its product dickkopf-like 1 (gene DKKL1). NCBI's taxonomy places the organism in Eukaryota, Metazoa, Chordata, Mammalia, Primates, Indriidae. Gene Ontology annotation, biological process: negative regulation of canonical Wnt signaling pathway. The transcript is spliced from 5 exons. The coding region runs from base 125 to 826 and encodes 233 amino acids. The record is from RefSeq and is a predicted model, not a curated record. Gene Ontology annotation, molecular function: co-receptor binding; receptor antagonist activity.
GGAUUUAACUGUCUUUGGGCCGCCGGAGUCUGGGAGUCCGCUGACCGAGCGCUGUGGUCUAGUAUAAGGGCGAGGCCCAGAAGAAGGGGCGGGACGUGGGAGAAGCCUCCCCGCUCGCCCCACCAUGUGGCAACCGCUGGUCUUGCUGCUGCUGCUCCCCUCUGCCCUGGUGUCCCUCUCCUCUGCAGCCCCUAACCGCAAUGCUGACGCCCAGGAGAGCUCCUUGAGUCUUCUAGGCCUCCAGAACCUACUCCAAGCCUUCAGCCGACUUUUCCUGAAAGAUGACCUGUUUCGGGGCAUGGACAGUUUCUUCUCCGCCCCCAUGGACUUCCAGGGCCUCCCUAGGAACUACCACCAAGAGGAGAAGCAGGAGCGCCGGCUGGGUAACAACACCCUCUCCAGCCGCCUCCAGAUUGACAAGGUGACUGACAACAAGACAGGAGAAGUGCUGAUCUCCGAGAAGGUGGUGGCAUCCAUCCAGCCAGCAGAGGGAAGCUUGGAGGGUGACUGGAAGGUACCUAGGAUGGAGGAGAAGGAGGCCCUAUUGCCCAUCCGGAAGGCCAUGGACAGCUUUCACCCAGAGCCCCAUCCCCGGGUGGCCUUCUGGAUCAUGAAGCUGCCACGGCGGAAAUCCCACCAGGAUGCCCCAGAGGGCAGCCACUGGCUCAGUGAGAAGCGACACCGCCUGCAGGCCAUCCGGGAUGGGCUCCGCGAGGGCACCCGUGAGGACGUCCUCGAAGAGGGGACCCAGGGCUCCUCCCAUGCCAGGCUGCCCGCCCGCAAGACCUACUUCCUGUACAUCUUCAGACCCUCCCAGCAGCUAUAGGGGUAGGGACCAGGGAGAACCUGCAUGUACCCCUCGCCAGACCCCAUUCCAAGUACUAUAUGGAAAUAAAUUUUUUUCAUACAU